AUGGUCAUUAAUCCUUCUAGAACAUCCCCUUUGCUCACGGCCCCUCUCUCGCUGUUCCCGCUCGCUCCUUGCAGGGACCUCUCAUACACAGCUGUGUCUGGCGCCUUGCCCCACUCUCUCUCCACCCUCACCAACCUCGCUUAUCUUGUCUCCCUGUCCUCCCUUUUGUCUUUUAUGUGCAUGGCGUGGUGUUUUGGUGUGGUUGUGCAUGGGGUGGCACGGUGUGGCAUGGUGCAUCAUGGCACCAGUGACCUCACGGCCACUCAAGUAUCAGGACCCAUUCCCUCCACCUUCUCCCGCCUCACCAACCUCGAUCACCUGGACCUCGCAUACACAUCCUUAUCAGGCGAGCUGCCAUCCACAUUAAGUGCCCUCUCCAAGCUCUCCUACCUCAACAUUCACCUGCAGGGCGGCCUGGUAGGAGGCUUCAUCAGCACGCUCUCCUUCCCAUUCCCCUCUCAACCCCUCUUCUUCACCACGCUCACCUUCGUGUCGCACCCCACCCGCUUGCACACGCUGGAGCUGUUUGGGUUUGACGCCAUGGCGGACGGCCACAUGACUGCUCUCAGCGGCCUCUCCACCCUCACGCAGCUCCACAAGCUGGGACCUGGGCAGAGUGGUCGGGGAGCUGCCCUAUCAACUCGCCUUCCUCACUCAGCUCACUCACCUGUAAUCACCGCUCUAAACUCCCCCGCAUCUCUCAACGUGAACUCUACCUCCUUUUAUGCUGCUGUGCUGUUCGUGAUGCCCAAGGAUCUCGAACCUCUUUUCACCGCUUCUCGCCACCUUGGACUCUUCUGA
Messenger RNA from Closterium sp. Naga37s-1, 801 nucleotides. The record is from the annotation of a GenBank genome assembly. Lineage: Eukaryota; Viridiplantae; Streptophyta; Zygnematophyceae; Desmidiales; Closteriaceae.